This is a messenger RNA of Octodon degus (degu), 906 nucleotides long. RefSeq names its product forkhead box R1 (gene Foxr1). Gene Ontology annotation, molecular function: sequence-specific double-stranded DNA binding; DNA-binding transcription factor activity. Gene Ontology annotation, biological process: regulation of DNA-templated transcription. The transcript has 6 exons. Lineage: Eukaryota; Metazoa; Chordata; Mammalia; Rodentia; Octodontidae. Bases 16 to 906 code for a protein of 296 amino acids. The record is from RefSeq and is a predicted model, not a curated record. Gene Ontology annotation, cellular component: nucleus.
CUGCUGGACUGGGACAUGGGCAACGAGUGCUUCCUCGCCUGCACCACGUCGCACCUGCCCAUGGCCGAGCAGAUCCUUGCCAAAUAUAAGCUCCGAAUAGUUCAUCCACCUGUGUUGCCUCUGGAAAAGAAACCCAACCCUGAUGGCGACGGUCCAGAUAUUGAACCCAACCUGUGGAUGUGGGUGAACCCCAACAUCGUGUACCCUCCAGGCAAGCUGGAGGUCCCAGACGCCACAGAGACGGCUGAUGAGACACACAAGGUCCCCUGCCCUCAGCCAUCCCUUGAAAAGCAAGAUGCCAGCAGCUCAGAGGGCAGCUCUGUGGAAUCACUGCUGUCUUCCUGCAGCGAGCAGUCGCCCCCUCAGAAGUGGAAGCAGAAGCAGCUCACCUCUUCCCCUGGUGACAGGGAGCUCACAGAAGAGGAGGAGGCCGAGGACCAGGAUGACAGCUCCUCUGUGGCUCUCCUGCCCCCUCUCACAAGGGCCUCCCUCCAGAGUCGGAGGCUGCAACAAACCAUCAGCCUGGAGGGGAAGCUUUGGUCCCGGCCCCCUCUCAAUUACUUCCAUCUAAUUGCACUGGCACUAAGCAGCAGUGCCCCCAGUGGCCUCAACGUGCAGCAGAUCUACGAUUUUACUCGACGGCACUUCCCGUUUUUCCAGAGGGCUCCGGAAGGCUGGAAGAAUACCAUCCGUCACAAUCUCUGUUUCUGCAACAGCUUUCAGAAAGUGCCAGUCAGUAUGCAGGGGGAGGCCAGCCCCCGCGCUCGCUCCUGCCUCUGGAAGUUGACUGAGGAGGGACGUCGCCGCUUUGUGGAGGAGGCCCGCGCCUUGGCUUCCACUCGGCUGGAAAGUAUCCAGCGGUGCAUGAGCCAGCCAGAUGCGGUGCCCUUCCUCUUUGACCUAUAA